Messenger RNA from Dioscorea cayenensis subsp. rotundata (Guinea yam), 1272 nucleotides. Its product is annotated as mitochondrial uncoupling protein 1-like. Gene Ontology annotation, molecular function: oxidative phosphorylation uncoupler activity. Gene Ontology annotation, cellular component: mitochondrial membrane. The record is from RefSeq and is a predicted model, not a curated record. Bases 108 to 1025 code for a protein of 305 amino acids. The transcript has 9 exons. NCBI's taxonomy places the organism in Eukaryota, Viridiplantae, Streptophyta, Magnoliopsida, Dioscoreales, Dioscoreaceae. Gene Ontology annotation, biological process: mitochondrial transmembrane transport; mitochondrial transport.
CUCUCUCUCUCUCUCUCUCUCUCUCUCUCUCUCGUUCUAUAUAACGAGGCUCGAAUCCCUAGGUUUUCAUAUGCUUCAUCCCCGAAGUCGUCCUUCCAAUCUCGACAAUGGGCGGCGACCAUGGAUCGAAGGCCGAGAUCUCCUUUGGCGGACGCUUGGCCAGCAGCGCCAUCGCCGCUUGUUUCGCUGAGUUGUGUACCAUCCCUUUGGACACUGCGAAAGUGAGGCUUCAGCUUCAGAAGAAGGGAGCAUCAGGGGAUGGGUUUGCUAUACCGAAAUACCGAGGAAUGUUGGGUACUGUUGCUACGAUUGCGAGAGAAGAAGGCAUGGCUGCGCUUUGGAAGGGCAUUGUUCCUGGUUUGCAUCGUCAAUGCAUUUUCGGUGGGCUUCGAAUUGGGUUGUAUGAGCCAGUGAGAAACUUCUAUGUUGGUGAUAAUUUUGUUGGAGAUGUUCCUUUGUCUAAGAAAAUACUUGCCGGGCUGACUACUGGUGCUCUUGGGAUUAUAGUGGCUAAUCCCACCGAUCUGGUAAAAGUAAGGCUUCAAGCAGAAGGAAAGCUUCCACCUGGUGUGCCAAAACGUUAUUCAGGAGCACUGAGUGCUUACUCCACAAUAGUCAGACAGGAGGGAUUAGCAGCACUGUGGACUGGUGUUGGUCCAAAUAUUGCACGAAAUGCUAUCAUCAAUGCUGCGGAAUUAGCUAGCUAUGAUCAAAUAAAAGAGACAAUUCUUAAACUUCCAGGAUUUUCAGAUAAUGUAUUUACACAUCUUUUAGCUGGUCUUGGGGCUGGUUUUUUUGCAGUAUGUAUUGGAUCCCCGGUUGAUGUGGUCAAGUCCAGAAUGAUGGGAGAUUCCGCCUACAAAAAUACACUCGAUUGUUUUGUGAAGACCUUCAAAAAUGAUGGACCUUUAGCUUUCUACAAAGGUUUUAUUCCAAAUUUCGGCCGCUUGGGAUCAUGGAAUGUGAUCAUGUUCUUAACUUUGGAACAGGUGAAAAAAAUUUUUGUGAGAGAAACUCCAAAUUGACAGUUCAAAGUGCAGCACCAAAGGCCAUAAUUUUUAUUUAAGUUUUUCAGCUGAUUUUUCCUAAAUGCUGAAUAUUGGUGAGAUACCAUUAAUAUUCUUCCCCGGUGAGAUUAAUUGGGGCAUUUAAGAUGCAUCAAUUUAUUCAGAAAAUAGUUUAUCUAAGCGUCAAAUGUUUGGUGGAACUCAACUACCAUUUCUCUAUCAGCAAUAAAAUUUAUUUUAAGCGUUAAUGGUGUGAAUUGCUUGC